AUGGCGAACUACUUGGUUGCGAAACUCUUCCCUCCCAACUUUUCUAAACACCAAAGGGAUAAGUUGAUGAGUGAUUCCAAAUAUUACAUUUGGGAUGACCCUCACUUGUGGAAGAGGGGAGUAGACCAAUGUCAGAAGUUGGGAAACACAUCCCAAAGGGAUGAAAUGCCUCAACAAGCUAUGUUACUCUGUGAGAUAUUUGAUGUAUGGGGCAUUGACUUUAUGGGACCAUUUCCCAACUCAAGUGGGAAAGUAGAGGCACUGCUUAAGUGCUUUGGGGUAGUGCAUAAUGUUGCCACUGCUUAUCAUCCGCAAACCAAUGGACAAGCGGAAGUUUCCAACUGGGAGAUUAAGAGAAUCUUGGAGAAAGUAGUUAAUCCGCAAAGGAAGGAUUGGAGCAUCCAGUUAGGAGAUGCAUUAUGGGUGUAUAGAACGGCCUACAAGACUCCGUUAGGGAUGAGUCCAUUCCGAAUCAUCUAUGGUAAGGCAUGCCACCUUCCGGUGGAAAUUGAGCACAGAGCCUAUUGGGCAGUAAAGCGGUGCAACAUGGAUUUGACCCAAGCCGGAGUAGCCAGAAAAUUACAGCUAGAGGAGCUCGAGUGUUUGAGGAACGAAGCGUAUGAGAAUGCUCGGAUUUACAAAGAAAAGACUAAAGCAUUCCAUGACCAUCACAUCCAGAAAAAAGACUUUCAAGAAGGUGAUGAGGUUCUCCUCUACAAUUCGAGGCUUCAUUUCAUGCCUAGCAAGCUCCGCUCUAGAUGGGAAGGACCUUUCAAGGUGAAGGAGAUAAAGCCCUAUGGAGUAGUAGAGUUGUUUGAUCCUAAAAGUGAAGCAACUUUCAAGGUGAAUGGACAUAGAGUGAAGAAGUACCAUGGCUACAGGCUCCCAAAAGAGCUAGAGGUGUUCCUAUUGGAGAAUGUACCUAGAGAAGGAGAAACUUGA
Molecule: messenger RNA, 942 nt
Organism: Arachis duranensis
Lineage: Eukaryota; Viridiplantae; Streptophyta; Magnoliopsida; Fabales; Fabaceae
Exons: 3
Coding region: 1-942 (313 amino acids)
Biological process (GO): DNA integration
Molecular function (GO): nucleic acid binding
Source: RefSeq, a predicted model, not a curated record